AUGCCAGGACGAAAAGUUCGAAUGACAACAAGCUCAUCAUUAAUUAUUAUUGGUACUUCUCUUACAAAUCCAAUAUCUCGAACAAUCAAAGUGUCGGGAGCAACAGGCACAAAACGACAUCAUCAUCAUCGUCAUUCAUCAAAAACGAACAAAGCAGCCGUAGCAACACUUAAUAAUGAAGGUGAAAAUCUGCCACCGAUCUUUUCAAGCAAAUCAAAAUCAGCUAGUAAUAGUGUUCUUACGAAACUUCGUUCUACCAAUUCUUCAAAUGAUAUUAUUGAACGUGAUGUUACUAGUUUAACAAGAAUGAGUAAUUUACCAGCACCAGAUUCAUUUGAUGCAUUACAAAUUAGCAGUGACAGACUGCGAACAAUAAUUGCUGCACUUCAUUGUAAUAUACUUAUACGAAAAGACGAUCUAGUUCGUAAUCUAGAUUAUGCUGCAAAUGUUCUUGAAGCUGUUCAUCAAGAUGAAACAAAACGACUUAUGGAAGAAGAUGAUGGUGCCUUAUCAGAAAUAGAACCAGAUUCUGUACCAAAUGAAGUACGAGAUUGGUUAGCAAUGACAUUUACACGAUCAAUGUCAACGAUAAAAAAUCGUCCAUCAGAAAAAAAGAAAUUUAAAAGUGUUGCACAAGCAAUUCGUGCUGGAAUUAUGGUUGACAGCUGUGCCAGGUACCUGAGGCGUCUGUCUAUCGACAUUAAAUUUAAGACAAUCAACGAAUGGACAUUUGAUGUUUUUUCUGUUAACGAAUUUACAAAUGGACAAUGUCUACGUUAUGUUGGCUUUGAACUUAUGCAACGUUAUAAUUUACCAAAUAAACUUCGUAUUCCUGUAACAGCCCUGCAGAAUUUUCUUGAACAAAUGGAAAUGGGUUAUAGCAAAUAUCGAAAUCCAUAUCAUAAUUUAAUUCAUGCAGCAGAUGUUUUGCAAACAAUAUAUCAAAUUAUCUAUAAUUCCGGUCUCAUGGUAGAGAAUUGGUUGACUGAUCAUGAAUUAUUUGCAACGUUUAUUGCGGCUAUUAUACAUGAUUUUGAACAUACAGGAACAUCAAAUAAUUUUCAUAUUCAAUCAAGAUCUGAUGUAGCCUUAACAUACAAUGAUCGUGCUGUACUGGAAAAUCAUCAUGUAAGCGCGGCAUUUCGAUUACUGCGAAUCGAUGAUUAUAAUAUAGUUUCUGAAUUUACAUCCGAUGAAUAUAAAAAUUUUCGUCACUUAGUUAUUGAAAUGGUGCUUGCUACGGAUAUGAGUUCUCAUUUUACACAGUUAAAAACUAUGAGAAGUCUUUUAAGUAUGCCGGAAAAUAUUGAAAAAUCUAAAGCAUUAGCACUUAUUCUUCAUUGUGCUGAUAUAAGUCAUCCUGGUAAACCAUGGACAAUUCAUCAGAUAUGGACAGAAUCAUUGAUGGAAGAAUUUUUUACCCAAGGUGCAAAAGAAAAAGAACUUGGUUUACCUUGUUCACCAUUAUGUGAUCGAGAAAAUACACUUGUCGCGGAAUCACAAAUUGGUUUUAUUCAAUAUAUUGUUGAACCAUCAUUUAUUGUCAUGGGUGAUAUGUUAGAAAAGAUUCUUAAAUCUUUCGUUGUUUCGGAUUCUGAACUUCCAUCACCGUCAAUACCCGGUCGAAGUAAUGCUACAUCUCCAACACCAUCAGGAGCAUCAUCAGGUGGUGAUUCAAAUGCUCAAAAUGACGAACAGAAUGGACAAGACAGACAAUUACCUUCAUCCAUGACAACACCUUUAGCUCGACCGACAGUUGUUCGAAGACCAUGGUCUGAAUAUCUUAAAUCAAAUCGAGAACGAUGGUUAAAAGAAGCAGAAGAAGAAAGACGUCGAAAAGAAUUAAAAGUUAUUGAAGAAGAACCAUAA
Molecule: messenger RNA, 1869 nt
Organism: Adineta steineri
Lineage: Eukaryota; Metazoa; Rotifera; Eurotatoria; Adinetida; Adinetidae
Source: the annotation of a GenBank genome assembly